Molecule: messenger RNA, 555 nt
Organism: Penaeus indicus
Lineage: Eukaryota; Metazoa; Arthropoda; Malacostraca; Decapoda; Penaeidae
Exons: 2
Coding region: 1-555 (184 amino acids)
Source: RefSeq, a predicted model, not a curated record
AUGUGCGAGAGCAAACGUAUUGGAUCUAUCUGCAUGUCCACGCCCACCGCCUCGGCGUCCGCCCCUCCUGGCAGCCUCAAGAUCCCCUUCGCCAGCUCCGCGACUUCCUCCUCGCCCCCCCCCCCUCCAAGGGCGCGCGGGAUUCCCUCGCCUCCUUCUCCCAUCCUUCAGGGAAGCCUCAAGGAACCUCCUCGUCCCAUCGAUUGGCGUCCUUCGGUUCCAGGGUCCCAGGGACGAGGUGUCCCCUGUCCUGGCGCGAAACCCGAGGUCGCGGCAGGACAGCCUCCCUCUGGACUCGAGCCGCCCUGGAGCCCAGGUCCUUGGGAGGAGCGAGAAGGACUGUCCAGGAAGGCAGCAGGAACGCCCAGAGCGCAGCCAGCGGUGACCGUGAAGCGCGCGGGACGAGGAAGUCCUUGCGGGAUGACAGGAGCUGAUCCUGCGAAGGUUCUCUGGAAAUCCUCAGGACACGCUAUGGGCGCCAAGGAAGCUGACCAUAGAGGCGGUUUUCUGCACUACAAUACGGGCACUUUCGAGAGACAUUAUGGCACAUUGUAA